AUGUCCGAUCUAGCAGCCCUCGGUGCCAAACUUUUCAGCCCCAACCCGGAAUCUCGACCGAAAAUUGUCGGGACUGAGAAGCGUGUCCGGGGUGUCCUCAAUGGCAAAUACAUCUUCGAUACCACUGCCGCGAAAUUGGUGUGGGAGAACGGAUACUACCCUAUGUACUGGAUCCCUAAGUCCGACUUCCUUGACACUGUCAAAUUCAUGGAGGACAAACCAAUUUCUGGCAUAAACUCUUCAACCUCGACCUUGAGCGUCGGCAAUAAGUCCGUCCCUUCGCUUAUUGUUCCCGACUCAUUCAACUCGGAACUGGUUGGCUAUGUGAAAAUUGACUUCAAAGCCCUGGAUGCUUGGUAUGAAGAGCAGGCACAGGUUCUCUAUCACCCUAAAGAUCCGUACCACAGAGUUGACAUCCUCCCUUCCGGACGACAAGUGCGUGUUGAGAUCGACGGAGUCUGUCUCGCCGACACCGGGUCCGAAGGCGGUGUCAUGUCCCUCUGGGAAACCAACUUCCCCGCUCGCUGGUAUCUACCUCGCACAGCAAUCAAAUGGGAACAUCUCACACCAAGUGAUACGCAUACGGGAUGUCCGUACAAAGGAGAGGCCAGCUAUUACAAUGCCGUGAUCAACGGCAAGGAAGUUAAGGACGUGGCUUGGUGGUACAAGAAUCCGACACUAGAAAGUGCCGGCAUCAUUGGCAUGCUGUGUUUUUAUCCGAAUAAAGUCGAUACCUGGGUCGACGGGAAGGAAAUUGCGAAAAUCGGAAUGCCAAUGAAGAAGUAG
Cladophialophora bantiana CBS 173.52 is the source of this 786-nucleotide messenger RNA. RefSeq lists its product as uncharacterized. The transcript is spliced from 2 exons. The record is from RefSeq and is a predicted model, not a curated record. Bases 1 to 786 code for a protein of 261 amino acids. Lineage: Eukaryota; Fungi; Ascomycota; Eurotiomycetes; Chaetothyriales; Herpotrichiellaceae.